AUGACAGACCAAAUCAAGACAUUGCAGGAUCAGGUAAAUAGUCUUUUUACCAACCUUAAAGAUCUUCGGUCGCAAAGAUCGUCCAUCGACUCUCCAAACUUCGACGCCUUCUCUCGUGAUGGCUCCCAGUCGGUGUUCACGCCUAUGCAAGCCCCGUUGAGCAAACCACGCAUAAAGCAUCCCCGGUUCCAGGGGCCUACCAGCUCUGCUUUUAACUUCGAUGUCGCAAGGUCUAGUCUACAGAAUAUGGGUAUCGCUCCGCCAGAGGAAGUCAUACCAGACGAUUUGACCACGGCCCAGGUCACACCAGCUGGCUCUCCUCCCCAUGUGGGCCCGUCGUUUCUCACGAUGCACCCCACCAAGGAUCCGAUAUGGUCCAUCAAGCGAGAUGAAGCUCUGCGUCUGUGUCGUGUCUACGAAGAGGAGAUUGGUAUCAUGUACCCGCUUGUAGAUAUAGAGCAGAUCGCCCAGCAAGUGAACCUGCUAUACACGUUCAUGGAAUCAGCGAUACGCACGGGGUUUGCUCAACGGGGGUUGCCUGGUGCUGAUGGUCUUACUGAUGAUAGCACGGUUCUCUUGAAGAUGAUACUUGCUAUAACACUGAUCGUGGAGGGAGGCGGCCAAAGCGAGCUUGGACAGCGGUUGUAUCUGAGCGUGAAGCCAAUAGCUGAAUCCAAACUCUGGGAUACGCUCGACAUCAAGACAAUCCAGAUAUAUGCUAUGAUUGCAACUUUCCAUUUUCACAUGGACGAUGAUGCCAUGGCUUAUCGCAUCAUCGGCCUGGCCGCACGGAUGUGUCUUGAGAUGGGUCUGCAUCGGCGCGAUGCCCUGAACAAGAUGUUUCCUGAUGAAGAACAAUGGCCUGCCGUGGUGAAGACUUUCUGGACAAUCUACAGUCUGGAUCGGCGGUGGAGUCUCGGGACAGGGCUGCCUUUCAACAUUCAGGAUGAAGACAUCGACCCUAACCUCCCGGAGCCGGAUGCUUCGUUGCCGUAUCUGAAAUCAAUGAUAUCAUACAAUCGCAUUAGCUCAAAGAUCUGGUAUUCUGGGCUUGGCUCUGAGGGUGCAACGGACAUACGUCGGGAUGAGAUAGGUUACCUGGAUUACCAGAUCCUGCAGUGGUAUAAACAGGUCCCGGACGCCUUGAAAUUCUAUCCGAUCGAGUCUCCAAAGAAUGGUCAUGUGGAGUCGACGAACCGGGGCCUGAGGCGACUAAGGGUUCUACUGUAUCUCCGCAUGAAUCAGCUCCGAAUCCUCAUCUACCGCCCCGUCCUGCACUCCCCAGCAAGUAUUGCCGAGGAUAAGGGCCAUGCUCAGACGGUGGUGGACGUCGCAAAAGACACUAUCCGCGUGCUCACUCGACUCAAUCAGACAUCCGACAUUUACCGCAGCCAACAGAUCACCUUCAACUACUUCCUCGUGGCUGCUUUGGCGGUCAUCUUCCUUGCUGUCUGCCAUGCACCGACAGAGUUCAACCGACAGGUGCGGGACGAGUUCUACAUGGCACUGAAUUUGAUCAGCGGGUUCAGCACAAAGUCCUACGUGUCAAAGCGUCUCUGGAAGGCUAUCAAAGGUCUCCGAAAGAUCGGAGAACGGCUGGGAGUGCUUAUGCGGCCCUUUGGGUCUGACUCGAAUGAUCCCCAUUCAAGUGCAGCGGUGGCCAUGGCUGGGUUAGCUGGCCACCAAAUUGAAGACUUGUCGGUGUAUGGCCCGAUGAAUGGGAUCGGCGAGCUUGGCAACAGCCCUCUCAACGGGCUGCAGAUGAGCCAUGAGCUCACGAAUCUAUUUGAGGCAGUAGGCGGGUUUGGGAACUUUAUGGCUUCCGGGACACCGGCCGAGGGAAUCAAUGGGUUUGUAGGUCAUGAUGGUGAAAUCCAGAACACGGGGGAGGGGCUCUCAGGAGUGCUUGGAGAUGAAGGCAAAUGGUCCCGGGUGAUCCGAGAUUUGUUCUAA
This is a messenger RNA of Aspergillus luchuensis, 1953 nucleotides long. Its product is annotated as transcription factor domain-containing protein. Gene Ontology annotation, biological process: positive regulation of transcription from RNA polymerase II promoter by galactose; DNA-templated transcription. NCBI's taxonomy places the organism in Eukaryota, Fungi, Ascomycota, Eurotiomycetes, Eurotiales, Aspergillaceae. Bases 1 to 1953 code for a protein of 650 amino acids. Gene Ontology annotation, molecular function: zinc ion binding; RNA polymerase II cis-regulatory region sequence-specific DNA binding; DNA-binding transcription factor activity, RNA polymerase II-specific. The record is from RefSeq and is a predicted model, not a curated record. Gene Ontology annotation, cellular component: nucleus. The transcript is spliced from 3 exons.